AUGAGCACCCCACAGGAAUUGCUUGCACAGAGCAUGUUGGAGAGGCUUCAAACGCGAAUUCAGCAUGUUGUCAAUCAGCAGCCACUCAGCUUGGAUUACCUUGAGUUUGUGUGUUCCCAAGAAGUGGUUCUUUUUAGUGUUGUGUCUGAUCAGGUUCACAUCCCCGAGGCCAUAGGACUCUGCGUGCCUCACAUUGACUGGGAAGACAGUGGACUACUUGAUGACCCUCAUUACGGGGUCACUAUUCCAGAAUCUGGCAACGUGUUGAACCCCGAACAAAUUGUGGCACUGAGGGCAGCCAUAGAUCCAAUGGGACCUUCUGACUCACAUGGCUACGACAUAUAUGUUUCUACGGUCCACCUAAAAGGCUCCAUUCAAGGCUAUGAACAAAAUGCUGGCAACUAA
This is a messenger RNA of Menidia menidia (Atlantic silverside), 405 nucleotides long. Lineage: Eukaryota; Metazoa; Chordata; Actinopteri; Atheriniformes; Atherinopsidae. The record is from the annotation of a GenBank genome assembly.